AUGGCAGAAACUCCAUCCAAGCUCCCGGGUCUUCCGGGCUUUAAUCGGGAAACCAUUCGGCCCUGGUUCGUGGCUGUGGAGGUCUCAGUCAAUGUGCUCGCCGUGGUUUCGGUCGGGAUGCGCCUGUUGAGUCGACGCCUCAAGCGUCAGCGGCUGUGGUGGGACGACUACACCAUCAUCUUCAGCCUGAUCUGGAACCUGAUGGUCGUCAGCUUUGCCUUUGCCAUGUACAGUAACGGCAUGGGACUCCACGCCGACAAGGUGCCGAUGGAUAACAUCGUCAUUAUGGCAAAGUGGCUCGUUGUAGCCGAGAUCUUUUAUGCGUGGAACCUUGUCUGGACCAAGAUCAGCCUCUUGCUCAUGUACAUUCGUAUUUUUCAGACCAACAUCAUCAGGCGCAUCUCCAUCGGCAUCGGAAUCUUGGUCGUCUGUUGGGGCUUCACAAUCAUGUUCAUCUUCAUCUUCAUCUGUGUCCCCGUCGAGAAGCUGUGGUACCCACAGAUCCCCGGUCACUGCAUCAACCAGGUCGCCACCUGGAUCGCCAACGCCGUCUCGACUAUCCUCACCGACAUGGCCAUCCUAGCCAUCCCCUUCACUCAGGUCUGGAAUCUUCAGCUGCGUCGGAUGGACAAAAUCGGGUUGACGUUUGCCUUUGGGUUAGGUUUCUUCGUCGUCUUCGCAUCAACAUACCGCACCACGGUCCUCUUCACCUACGACGAAAACGACCCAACUUACACUUUAGCGCCGACGGUAGGCUGGACGGCCAUAGAAAUGUCGGCCGGCAUCAUCUCAGCCUGCCUGCCAACAUUGCGUCCUUCCCUGCAGUAUUUCGCCCGCAAGUGCGGUAUCAAACGCAGCACCUUUGGCAGCUCGCAAGGCGAAGCAUCCGACCAGUCCCAUCCGGAAAGCAUGGGGUCGGGCACCGGGCCGCAGCUCACUAUUGGUGGGGGCAUGAUGUACGAAAGCCAACAGCCACAAACUCGAAAUAAGCCGCGGUCGACCACCGUCUCGUCGAGACAUGAGCUCUACGACGGCAAGACAGGCGUGUUGGGAAGCAUCGAUGCGCGAAUCAGCAGCACCAGCAGCAGAGGCGAUGAAAGGCUUCAUGGGAAUGACGAUGAGCGAGCGACGGCGGUAUCUUUGCAGAGUCCACCCGAUGCCGAUCUUCGGCCCGACGUAAGAGCUGUCAUGUUCAGGGUGUCGAGUUAUACUUCCAAUGGUGGGAACGGCGACUCUAGAAGGAAAGGAAGUGAAGUAGAGAGUGAGAUACCGCCGAAUGGUAUAAUGGUGCAAAAGGACAUUACUCAAUCAUCGUCAAGGAUCGCGCCGCACGACGAUGAUGGUAGUGGGAGGUGGUGA
Messenger RNA from Pyricularia grisea, 1359 nucleotides. RefSeq lists its product as uncharacterized. Bases 1 to 1359 code for a protein of 452 amino acids. NCBI's taxonomy places the organism in Eukaryota, Fungi, Ascomycota, Sordariomycetes, Magnaporthales, Pyriculariaceae. The transcript has 3 exons. The record is from RefSeq and is a predicted model, not a curated record.